Arachis duranensis is the source of this 597-nucleotide messenger RNA. RefSeq names its product remorin. The record is from RefSeq and is a predicted model, not a curated record. NCBI's taxonomy places the organism in Eukaryota, Viridiplantae, Streptophyta, Magnoliopsida, Fabales, Fabaceae. The transcript has 4 exons. The coding region runs from base 27 to 542 and encodes 171 amino acids.
AUCGGACUCUGCUAAUAUAGCUUAGGAUGUUCAUGGGAGAGACCUCUGACAAUAACUCAAACUCAUCGGACUCCGAGGAUGUUCCUCACUACUCUUAUACCGAAAACAAUAAACUCCUCAAAUAUCAAGAGGCGGCAACUUCUUCUGCCAGAAAGGAUACAGGGGAUUUAGAUGGUCCGCUUGCAAGACUUGAAGCAGAGAAGAAACGGGCUUUGAUUAAAGCAUGGGAAGAAAGUGAGAAGACUAAAAUAGACAACAGGGCUUAUAAGAUGCAAUUUGCUGUUGGAUUAUGGGAGGAUAGCAAGAAAGCGUCGGUUGAGGCAAAGCUUAAGAAAAAUGCUGAAAAAAUGGAGAGAAAGAAGGCUGAGUAUUUCGAAAAGAUGCAAAAUAAAAUUGCCGAAAUUCAUCGGAUGGCAGAGGAAAAAAGAGCAGGAAUUGAAGCUCAAAGAGGGAAAGGAUUGCUCAAGAUAGAGGACACUGCUGAGAAUUUUCGCACACGUGGCUAUUCCCCAAAGAAAAUCCUUUCAUGCUUUAGUGCUUAAGCUUUUUUAAUUUGUUUUUUAAAGAAAGGAUCAGACUCUCACAGUCAUCGCCUUC